GCUCGCUGCGCCGGGCUGGCCUUGGGAUGCGGGGUGCGGGAGUCUCGCUUCCCACUGGGGCUUGGAAGGACAGAUGGGACCCAGGUGUCCGGGAGCCGGCCGGAUGCGAGGGGUGCCCGGGGGAUGGAUGGGACCCAGGGUGUGGGGCGAGGGGUGUCCCCGGGCCGCCCCCCUGCAGAGUAUCUGGCCGGCGGCAGGAGCUGAGUCUUUCUCCCCCUCCCCUGACAGGGGCCCCCAUGGCCGGCGAGCUGCGGUGCCGGUGCGUGCAGACCGUGUCCGAGGUGAUCUUCCCGAAGCGCAUCGCCCACGUGGAGCUGAUCCCCGAGGGGCCCCACUGCGGGGUGCCAGAAGUCAUCGCCACCACGAAGCAAGGCAAGAAAAUCUGUCUGGAGCCCACCGCGCCCUGGGUCAAGCUGAUCGUCACCAAGAUCCUGAGCAGAAAAACAUGAAAAAAAUAAUGAAGAAAACCUCUGGAUUUGCCUGCCAAGAAAAUGGCAUUUUGUGAGCCAGGGACUGCAAGAAAAUAAUUUUAUCUGUGAGACACACUGAAUUUGUGCUCAUCCUAUUAAAUAUUUGUUUGUA
This is a messenger RNA of Dermochelys coriacea (leatherback sea turtle), 582 nucleotides long. RefSeq names its product growth-regulated alpha protein-like. The transcript is spliced from 3 exons. The coding region runs from base 27 to 449 and encodes 140 amino acids. Gene Ontology annotation, biological process: cellular response to lipopolysaccharide; chemokine-mediated signaling pathway; inflammatory response. Gene Ontology annotation, cellular component: extracellular region. Lineage: Eukaryota; Metazoa; Chordata; Testudines; Dermochelyidae. The record is from RefSeq and is a predicted model, not a curated record. Gene Ontology annotation, molecular function: chemokine activity; CXCR chemokine receptor binding.